AUGUUACGUCGUUAUAUGUAAAACUUUUAUUAUUUUCAGUACACAUAAGCGUCCUCGCUGGUGUAACUGUUAACAAUGAUAAAUGAAUAUCGGUUUAAAAGCUUUAAAUUGUUCACUAAAUAAGUACACAGCAACGAUUUCUCACAAUUGCCAAAUGUUGCGAUCAAAAUGUAUGUAACAGUAUCCAUUACUUCCCACAAUUGUACAUCAUUUUCUUUGUUACAUAUCACAAAUUUGAUUUUUCUAUUACAUAAUUAUCAAUCGUGAAACCCACAACUUUGAAAUUCCUGUUAUUUGUAUAAUUUAUGAUGUUAGGAAAACGUAAUUGACAUCGAUACAAAUUGGUACACUGGAUAGCUAACACGAACGAUAACUUCAAGUCGGUCUGGUGUUAACCGCGCGUACAGUUUUUAGUAUUCGUUUAUCGUUAACUUUCAGCAGUUAAAAUCGCCUAAUGUUAUUAAAAUGUAAUCUUCCAUUGCAAAUUGUUACGUAUGUACAUCUGUCGUCACAUUCUAAUGCGAAUUACAGUUUCUCUCGCGAGGAUUUUUAAUUUUAACCUCAACUUGUCAAUCUCUUUGUGAACGAUAAAGCAAGUUGUUCAUACUAAUGUGAAGUGUGUAAUUCAUUAACUGUGUGCGCGUGCUAGUCCGUGGAAAAAGAAGCAGGAUUUCAGCAAUCAGUCAACAGUAGUAAGACUUGACAAGAAAACAACGUAGAUCACACUGCAGUCAUAUUCAUAAUGGAUUUUAAAUAAACGCCGACGGACUUGUAAAAAAAGAUUCACGUGGGGGACCUGUUCAGGAUUCGAACUCAGGUUUGGUUUACACCAAGGGCGCUAUACGCUGCGCCAUCAAGCCCCACUGUUCUCCCUUAUUUUUCCGGGUCCUUUCUCUCACUGGAUUCGCCUAUAGGAGGCGCUCCCAAUAAUCAGUACGAAGAAGAACGUACGAGUGAAACGAUGUUGUAACUAACGGCCAAAAUGGAAGAGCAAAGCGUUCACAGUAGUAUCAGUGAUAUAAAUAGUGAAGAGGCAGUUAGAAGUGACCCUGUGAUUAUACCACGUAAAAAAAGGAUAUGCUUAAUUGGUGCCGCUUGUGAUGAUUCUACACUGGGUGCUGCUGCACAGCAGUUUAGUGUACCUGUUCUUAAAUCAGAAACAGGUUCAGAAUAUAUAGAAGACACGGCAUAUUGUACUUACUUUGUACUGAAACAAUUCGAGGGACCUGAAUACGAUGCUCUCCAUAAAAGUGCCCAUAGAAUAUUGGGACCGACGGCGCUUCUGCAAUUAGCAGAACGAAAGGACUCAUUACCUAGUAUUAAUAGACCAAUGUACACACAAGCUAUGGUAGGCACGGUAGUAGUCUUUACUGGAUUUAGAAAAAAGGAGGAAUUGACCAAGUUGAUCAACAUGAUUCAUAAUAUGGGUGGAAGUAUUAGGAAAGAAAUGGGUGCAAAAGUGACACAUCUCAUUGCUAAUUGUUGCGGUGGAGAUAAGUAUAGAUAUGCUGUUACAUUUCGGGUUCCUAUAAUGUCCAUGGAUUGGGUGACAGCUUUGUGGAAUGCCAAAGACGAUAUUUCCAAUUAUGGAAAUAAUGAAGAUCUGAUCACAACUUAUAAACUAAAGCCAUUCUUUGGUGCAAAAGUAUGUUUCUUUGGAUUCCCUGAUGAAGAGAAACGUCACAUGUGUGAAGUUCUUCAACAACAAGGUGGUGAAUCUACAGAAAUUGAUGAUCCAAAUUGCACGCAUGUGGUAACAGAAAUAGGAUGUCGUGAAUACAAGAAGUCCAACAAUGCAUUUGACAUGCUACCAUAUACUAAAAAUCCUAAUUAUAUUCCAUACCAUUACUCAAAAACAAAACCAUUUUCCUUUACUUUCUACAAUCCAUAUACUAAUACUAUUCCUAACAUGGAAACAAAAAGUUCCUCAUAUAUUUGCAAUACUGAUCACAUAAAUUUGUCAAGAAGAUUGAGUACUAAACGUUUCUCGUAUUGUUUUUCUUCUUCUCUGCCUCAUUAUCUUGAAUAUAAAGAAAAUAAAUUCAAUUACUCAACACCAGAUAAUAUAAGUCAAGAUUCGGCAAUUUAUAUGGAUGAUAAUUUAUAUGAUUAUUCAAAUUUGCCAAAUGAAUUUUCCAAUAUGUCUGAAUCGUCUAUAGCACAAACUGAUUCUGGCAUUGAUAUGUCUAUGUCAAGAUAUUUACACAAUAUAAUACAAUCAAGUAGUUUAACUGUACCACAACGAUCUAACUUUCCUGUAACAUCUACUGUGUUAGAUAUACAUUCUAUGGAUUCAUCUUCAGCAGUUUACAAUGAUAGAAAUUCACGAAAUAAUUCAUCUAAUGUUUUUUCAAAUAAAAAUACUAAUAAUGAAAGUACAUGUACUCGAUCAGAAUUACAUAAUUUCAAGUCUUCUACACUAUGUAAGAAAACAAUUAUUCAACAUACAAACAAACACUGUCCUGAUAGUGAAAGCUAUAUCUUGAAAUCUUGCAAAAAUGUACAGUGUACGCCAAAGUCUUUUUUCGUCAAUCGAAAAAUUGCAACUCCUAGACGAUGCAUAAAAUGGCGAAAAGUUAAGUCUUGUAUUGCGAUUCAUAAGAUAACUUCCUCAGAUAAAUUAAAAUUUAAAAAAAUGCAUUCUCAUCCUAAUUUACUAAAGCGAUAUGAUUCGGAAUUCAAUGAUUCUCUUUUGCACGAUUCGCCCACACUGAUUACAAAAAAUAAAAGUUUUUUAAGUUCAUGCAAAUUGAAUUCGUCCCUUUUAUCAAAGCUUAGUCAUUUAAAUUUCUCUAAAUAUGUGCUUCCUGCUCCAUGCCCUCAAGUUUCAGAAAAUCAUCCAAGACAGAAAUAUACUCCUUUACAUACUCCUCUUCCUAUACCUGCAAAGGUAGCAAAAUUAUCAAAUUCUGACCAUGGCUUAAGAAGUACUUUUACAAAUGUUUCCUCUAAAAUUUAUGCUCUGAAAGAUGAUCAUAUAAGACAGGAGAAACAGGAGGACGUACCAGUAUCUUUGGUUGUGGAUGAAUCAAAUGUAAAUGCAUUACCAGAUUUAGCUUCAGUAAGGGCUCAUAUUGUAAAAGCUGAAUGGUUUUGGACAUCUGUUCAAAAUGAGGGUGCAGCUGAUGAGAAGGAGUAUUUAUUUGAAGAUUAUUUGGAAUCUGUUCUGUCACCAACUAUAUCAGCUAGACGAGAUAGUCAACAAACUACAACUCCGAGUACAGCGUCUACAAGACGAAAACGUAAACGUUUAGCAGAAACUUUAUCUAGUUUGGUCCAAAAUGGUGCAGAUUCACCAGCUUUACAUAAGAGACGAUCCAGUAUCAGUGAUGCAGGACUUUUGAGUGUUAGCGGAAGUUUCCUUGACUGCACAGCAAGCCCAGAUAAACCAUUACUUGAUGAUAUUCCAGAAGUGGAAGCUGUUAACACGGAUAGCUCUAGAAAAAAUUUAUCACCGCGACACCAGGUUUUCUUAGAAUUAGUACAAACAGAGUCAAAUUAUGUUGGCAUUCUCAGUACAAUUAUGACACUGUUCAAGUCACCAUUGGAAGAUCUCAUAGAUACAAGCGGCGAAUUAUUAAAUGGUACCGAAGCUAAAAUUAUAUUUGGCAAUUUUCCACCCAUUUAUGAAGUUCAUAAAAAAAUGUUGGAAGAAUUGAAAUACAGUGCCACACAUUGGAUGGAGGACAUUAGCAUAGGUAAUAUAUUUCUGAAGUUUGCACCUGACCUAGUCAAGGCGUAUCCGUCGUAUGUCAACUUCUUCGAAAAUACAAAGGACAUGCUCGAUCAGUGUGAUCAAACCAAACCACGAUUUCAUGCUUUUCUGAAGGUUUGUCAAACGAAACCUGAAUGUGGUCGACAAAGCUUAAAGGAAUUACUGAUUAAGCCAGUACAAAGGUUACCCAGUAUUAGUUUAUUAUUAAAUGAUAUCCUUAAACAUACGAGUAAAAAUAAUCCAGAUCAUAGCGCAUUGGAGUUGUCGAUUAGCAGUAUUAAAGAAGUUAUGACGUAUAUAAACGAGGAUAAAAGAAAAACUGAGGGUCAAUUAGUUAUGUUUGACAUUUUUAAUGAAAUUGACAACUGUCCACCGCAUUUAGUUUCUUCACAUCGAUCAUUUAUUGGUAAAUGUGAUGUGAUGGAACUUAGUGAGGGUUUAAGCGGGCGUGGUGAUCAUUUAGUUUUGUUCCUGUUUUCCGAUACACUUGAAAUAUGUAAAAAAAGAUCGAAAGCCUUUAACUCAUUAAAGAGUCCUAAUACAGCAAAUGGAUUGCACACAACUAAAUUAAGUCAAGGAAAACCAUAUAAACAUAUCAAGAUGUUAUCACUGAGUACAAUAAAAAAAGUUGUCGAUAUACGAGAAACUGAUGAAUGUCAUAAAGUUUUUGCUUUAAUGGUAAGAAGUAAUCAAGAGUUAAAAGAGAAACUGUUUUCAUUUACAAUUACCGAUGAGGAGGUAAAUAAGACAAACUACCUCCGGACUUUGUGCAGGCAAAUGGCUAAUACAGUAUGCAAAGCUGAUGCGGAUACGUUCCUGAUAAGUCUUGAUUCGCAUCAGCUUGAAAUUGAUACAAGCGACGUAGCAUUAGGAACAUUAAGCAAAGCAUUUAAGAGCCUAUUUCAUAAUUUUUACCUGGAGUAUAUGGACCCGUAUGUGUUCCUACUCAAUAGCAUGUGUGAAACCACGUUACAUGUCCCACUACCGUUUGCGUCUCGCACAAGGAUGAAAGUCGGCAGAGCGUUUAGUUUUAACAAAACCCCAAGCAAAUUGAAAAGAGCAAUGUCAACGAUGAUGUCGCCAUUCGGAUCAACCAAUAGCCUUACUCCAGCAAGUCAACAACUUGCACAGAUGCGGCUUGCUAGUUGCAACAAUAUUAACGAGCUGGGUAAUGGUGGUUCAAGCUCGCCAUCUAGAGAUGAUGUUCUAGUAGCACCCAUGUCGGUUCAACCGACACGAAAGGCCAAAUGCAGUUCCCUCAGUAUGGCUUCAUUAAGAAGAAAUUGUUCAGAGGAAGUCAUGCAGGACAAAUCCGAUCUUUGAAGUACAGGGCAUGAAUAAUGCACAACUAUGUCAUACCUUGUUUCUUUGGUAUCAAUGAAAGGCCUAUAUGGAAAAAUAGAGGGGAUUGGAAACGUUGGUGGGAAGAUGUGUUUUUAUAAUAUAAUCAGGCACAAGAAAAAUGACGUCUGCAAAUUACUAUGAAAAAAUUACAAUUUUCUACUUGCCAUGUGCCAACAGAACCACAUGUGUUUUAUAAAGAAAAUGUACAUUGCCAGUUAUUCUUUAAGAAGCUACAACUAUAUAUGUUAACGAUGUACCGUAUCUAAUACCGUAUCGAUCGUUAAUUUUUAUAUAUAACAUUCAGAUAGUUCAAACUCUUGUCUCAGGAAGACAGAUGGAAUUGGAUUUACAGCUAGGAAAGGACAUUACAUUUCCAGUGCUAUAAUAUAACUUUUAUAGAAAAAGGAAGUACGAAUAUUAUUAUUGUGCCAUUUAAUUGUAUUGUAUAAGAUACAUGUAGAAUUUAUUAGACUGUCUAGAGAGAACUUGUGCUCUGUUAAAGUGAGAAGAUAGAAAUGUGUAACGCUAAUUCAUAAAAUUAAUAUUAACUUUACACUUCUUACUUGAACUUUAAUUCGACCGCCGCCGCUGAUACUAUUACAGUUUUAAUUCAUGAGUAUAAAUUGCAGUAAUUCACUAUGACUUCUUCGUUUUCAUUAUUUUUUUUUUAUUCAGUUUAUUUUGUUUUGAUUUUAAUAUAUUUCAUUUAAUAUAAUAUCACUGGAAAAUGUAGCUCCGUUAAAAGCAGAUAUGUAUUAUAGUGUGUUUAUUUCUUUCUUAUAACUGUGUAAUUGCAUUAGAAUGAGAAUUUUGAAAGGAUUGAAUGAUGAUACAGUGAAAGAAAGUAAGAUUUUGAACACGUUAAUAUCGAUACCUCUUUUAAAUAAUGUACUGUGUAAUAUGAAAUAGUUGCAAAAAGCAAUAGUUUACCCUUACAUUACUGUUACAUUUUUUAGGUCUCCAAUUAUACGCUUAUUGUAAUUGUAGACUUUAUAAAAAUUCACGUUAAAAUAUCCAGUUUGUUGUUUAGAUUACAAACUAUUCUGUUGUCUACACUUUAAAUGGAUUAUGUUUAUAUUCUUGGGAAAUACGAAAUACAUUUCAUUAAUUUGGCGCAGA
Molecule: messenger RNA, 6178 nt
Organism: Hylaeus anthracinus
Lineage: Eukaryota; Metazoa; Arthropoda; Insecta; Hymenoptera; Colletidae
Gene: pbl
Product: protein ECT2
Exons: 19
Coding region: 983-5038 (1351 amino acids)
Biological process (GO): regulation of cytokinesis, actomyosin contractile ring assembly; activation of GTPase activity; nervous system development
Cellular component (GO): nucleus; cell cortex
Molecular function (GO): GTPase activator activity; guanyl-nucleotide exchange factor activity
Source: RefSeq, a predicted model, not a curated record